AUGGCGUACAACCGGCCCUACGACCCAGAUGCUCUCCCCAGAUUUGCUGAGCCUGACCAAGCAGUUAACCAAAGCUUUGUUUUGCGCUUCUUUUUGCAGAAACCAGGCCAAGCGCCCUCUCCGCACCCUGGAGCGCCUCCGCAGCAGAGAUACGACCGCCCUCCGCAGCCGCAGUAUCAGCAGCAGCAGCCGCAAUACCAACAGCACCAACAGCCUCCCCCCCAGCACCAGUACGACCACCCGCCGCGGCGUGAUACGGCGGGACAUGGCCCAGGGCCGUACGAUCACCCGCCUCGGCGCGAUACUGCGGGACAUGGUCAACAAGGGCAGCCAAGAUACGAUCAGCAGCGACAUGACACAAGGUCGCCAAUCACCCACCCAGGCGCGUACGGGCUUGGAUCACCGCCUCCUGUGGCCGCUGCUCAGCGCCCGGUAGCGCAGCAUCACCCUGCUGCUACCUCUCGACCGCCCCCUUCGCCGUCCAACGACGCGAAUGGUGCUGACCCGACGCUGCUGCCACUGUUUAGGGCUGUGGACAAGGAUGGAACCGGUCACCUAUCCGAAAAGGAGCUCUCGGCGGCCCUUGUCAACGGCGAUUGGACCGCCUUCGACAUCCAGACUGUCCGCAUGAUGAUUCGCAUGUUCGACUCGGACCGCAGCGGCACAAUUGGCUUCCAGGAAUUCUGUGGCCUCUGGUCCUUCCUCGCCUCGUGGCGCACCCUCUUCGACCGCUUCGACGUCGACCGCAGCGGCAAUAUCUCUCUGCCCGAGUUCACCGAUGCCCUCAUCGCAUUCCGCUACCGACUCAGCCCGCAGUUUGUCGAGCUGCUGUUCCGUACUUACGAUAAGCGCGGUGAGGGCGUCAUGAGCUUCGACCUGUUUGUUCAGGCGUGCAUCUCGCUGAAGCGUAUGACGGAUGUGUUUAAGAGAUACGACGAUGACAGGGAUGGCUACAUUACUUUGAGCUUUGAGGAUUUCCUGAGCGAGAUUUUGAAGCAGAUGAAAUGA
Trichoderma aggressivum f. europaeum is the source of this 1008-nucleotide messenger RNA. RefSeq lists its product as uncharacterized. The coding region runs from base 1 to 1008 and encodes 335 amino acids. Lineage: Eukaryota; Fungi; Ascomycota; Sordariomycetes; Hypocreales; Hypocreaceae. Gene Ontology annotation, molecular function: calcium ion binding. The record is from RefSeq and is a predicted model, not a curated record. The transcript is spliced from 4 exons.